Molecule: messenger RNA, 3578 nt
Organism: Tribolium castaneum (red flour beetle)
Lineage: Eukaryota; Metazoa; Arthropoda; Insecta; Coleoptera; Tenebrionidae
Gene: ksr
Product: kinase suppressor of ras
Exons: 11
Coding region: 146-2770 (874 amino acids)
Biological process (GO): Ras protein signal transduction; protein phosphorylation
Cellular component (GO): cytoplasm
Molecular function (GO): ATP binding; protein kinase activity
Source: RefSeq, a predicted model, not a curated record
CCUGUUUAAAGAUGGCCGAUGACAAGAAUCGGUAUUGAAUGAAAAAUCAGCGCUAAUACAGCUGUAAAACUGUAAAAAUAGUGAUAUGUAAAUAUUUAUGUUAUUGAAACUAAAUGUAAAUAUUAGUCUGUAACUGUACUGUGAUAUGGCCGAUGCGGAAGCGGCGGACAGAGAAAUAAGGAAUCAGCUCGAUAUAAUUCAAUCCAUGAUUGAUGUUUCUGCUCAACGUUUAGAAGGGCUCCGUACACAAUGUGCAACAACCGCAGAACUGACCCAGCAAGAAAUCCGGACCCUGGAGGGCAAACUCAUCAAACUCUUCUCUGACCAAUUAAUCAAGAAGUUGGCGCUUCGGAGCGGGGGCGCCGACCAGAUCCCCUCGUUGAUCCAAUGGCUGCAAGUUGUGGGGCUCAGCGGCAACUCCAUCCAAGGGCUGUGCCAGAAGAUCUCCACCGUGGAGGAGCUCCAGGAGAAGUCCGAGCAUGAGCUCAGGACCAUCCUCAACGACCGUGGGGCGCGCCCCGAGGAGCUCAGUCGGCUGUGUCGCGCCCUCCACAACCUCAAACGCUACACAGAUGCACUCAAACGGGGCGCCAAAGACAACUCGGACAUGCACCUGUAUUGGGACUCCUGGGACCGGCAUCAGAACUUCAAAGUCGGGGGGCUGUCGCCGCGCACGAGCAGGACACGGGCCGCCAGGGCUUCGGUCCCGUCAGAGGAGAGUCUUUGCAACAAUAAUAAUCGUGGAGGUGCGAUCCCUCCUUCCUCCUCUGUGUCUAGCAUCAAUUCUCUGAAUGCUGAUCGGUGUGUGCUUGGGCCUCCCCUUACUCCCCCACCUCUAAAGGGGAAAGGAAUGAAAUUCCCGACAACGCCGCCGGCCCGCCGCAAGCACCUGACCGGAAUUCAAAAUCCAGUAUUGUUGUCUGAAUCGUUCCCCUUAACCAAAAGCAAAUCGCAUGAGUCACAAUUGGCAAAGGGCGAUAACGGUGAACUACCCAGCGGUGAAAAGGGUUCUGGGAAGCGGUCAAGGUUACCGACUGAGCCAGGACCUGACACUGAUUACACAAGUCCGAUCCUGACCAGUCCCAUCAAGUCACCCCCAUAUAAUAACACCGGAACCGAUAGUGACGACAAUAGUUACAAAUCAGCGCCGAGUCUCCAAGUGCCCAAAUCACCGAGGACACCGACGCCGGUGGGGCGCAGCAUGGCACAUCAGAUUAAUCAUAGGUUUACGAAAACGUUUAAGAUGAUUGCGACGUGUGGAUAUUGCCAGAAACCGAUCUAUUUCGGAGCGGGAUUAAAGUGUAAAGAGUGCAAGUAUACUUGCCAUAGGGAGUGCGAGGAUAGGGUCACACCCUCUUGCGGAUUGCCACCGGAAUUACUCGACGAAUUUAAGAAGAAAUUGUCGUGUGAAGUACAGGUUUUUCCCUCGCCUAAUCCGAGCAGGGCUAGCAAUACGAAAAAUAUUAUCAAUUCGCUCAGGAUGAGGAAGAGGUCGCAUCCGCAGCCUUCGAUCAACAUUGCGCCGUUUCCGCCUCCCGACUCAAGCUCGAACACAUCAAGUUGCAAUAGCUCAACUCCUUCCAGUCCCGCCGUUACAAGUAUACCAACGCCUCACGCUAGUCACAAACAAUUUCAUUUCCCUGAUUUAGAUCCGAAUGAAUCGUACGAAAUGCCAAUUGAAACCGACCCUUUAAACACCCUCCAUCACGAUCAACAAUCACGUGAUAGCGAUCGUACGGCAUCUGUUUCGGGCAGUACCGAUUCUGAUAAAACACCAGUCAGAGUAGAUUCGCAAGAGAGCCAAGUUUCGGAUACUGAAACCAUCACGGACGGUCAUAGAUGGCCGAGACAGAACAGCAUGUCUAUGCGCGAGUGGGAUAUUCCAUACGAAGAGCUGAAAAUGGGGGAGGUGAUCGGGACAGGUCGGUUUGGUACUGUAUACAGAGGGUAUUGGCAUGGAGACGUUGCCGUGAAAGUACUCAACAUGAGUUAUCUCAGCGACGAAAAGACUUUAGAGCAGUUCAAAAACGAAGUUUCGACGUUUCGUAAAACGCGUCACGAGAACGUGAUUUUGUUUAUGGGGGCGUGUAUGCAGCCACCAAAGCUGGCAAUUGUGACGAGUCUGAGCAAAGGCAUGACUUUGUACACACACAUACAUUUGAGGAAAGAUAAGUUCAAUAUGAACAAAACGACAAUCGUCGCUCAACAGAUCUCGCAAGGAAUGGGUUAUUUACAUGCGCGAGGCAUCGUUCAUAAGGAUCUUAAAAGCAAAAACAUUUUUCUAGAGAAUGGGAAAGUCGUGAUCACCGAUUUUGGGUUGUUUAGUGUUACGAAAUUGUGUUUUGGAAAUCGACAAAAUGAUGGUUUAUCUAUACCUCCAGGUUGGCUGUGUUAUUUAUCACCGGAAAUUAUUAAAAAAUUGCACGCUCAUCAGUUACAUGCCGAGGAAUUGCCGUUUAGUAAAGCAUCGGAUGUUUAUGCUUUUGGUACUGUUUGGUACGAAUUAUUGUGUAGCGAGUGGCCGUUUAAGUCACAACCGCCUGAGGCAAUUAUUUGGCAAGUGGGUAAAGGUAUGAAGCAGCCUUUAGCCAAUCUUCAAGCUUCACGCGAUGUCAAGGACAUUUUGAUGCUGUGUUGGUCGUACCGUGAAGAGGAUCGUCCCGACUUUAUCCGCCUUGUGAACAUUUUGGACAAGUUACCGAAGAAGCGUCUGGCUCGAAGUCCCUCUCACCCGAUUCAUUUGUCGCGUUCGGCCGAAUCGGUCUUCUAAAAUUGAGCAAAAGAAACCCCUGGAUGUUGUGUGUUACUUUUUGUAAUUUUUGCCUUGUCGGUUGUUGGGGUCCGCCCGAUAGCCAAUCACUUGUACAAAAAAAAAAAAAGAAUUGUGCGUGCAAUGAUCUUAAGGAUUGUGCUUAUGAUGUUGUAUAUUUUUAAAGUUCGACGAAAUGAAGCGCUUUCUGUUGACCGCAGAAUCGCCUACAACGGCUUUGUGAUUGUGGCCGAUUCUGGUUUCGUUUUUCCCAGUAUUGCAUUUUACUGUGAUCUUUAAUAAUGGAUUCGCAAUUGUUUAGUAUUAUUUACGAAGUUGCCGAUCGAUUGGACCAUUUUCAAUUCUCUUAAUGUUGAACAAAAUGAACAAAUGUUAUUUGUUAGAGUAGUGCCUGUUUUAAUUACGUUCAGGUGACUUCUUGACUCGUCUCUCCUUUCUCCCCUCGUCUGUAUUUUGGCGUGCAGUUAACUAAUAUUUUUCAAAGCGAUGUAAAUUUGUACAUUACGACUGAGUGGUGAUUUAACUGCACUUUCGACUGUCUAUUAAAUUAUUUUUGCCAACCAUUUGUAUAUAGGAAAGUCUAUGUAAAUAAUGAGAUUUUAGUCGUUUUUUCGACGACUCUGUAUAUAUGUUAAAUGCAUUCCCACGAUGUUUCUGUCACUCUAGUCAAUUUACAAUAUUUUGUACAAAGUCGCGGCAUUAAACGUCCACUUUAAGGCCCCGAUUUUGCCCCCAUACUUAUACAUUCUGAUCUGCAGUCAAUGUACAUUAUUAAGGGAUUAGGGUAAAUAAACUAUUAUACAACAUU